This is a messenger RNA of Dovyalis caffra, 717 nucleotides long. The record is from the annotation of a GenBank genome assembly. Lineage: Eukaryota; Viridiplantae; Streptophyta; Magnoliopsida; Malpighiales; Salicaceae.
AUGGACGUGAGAAUUGGGAUAUUAUUUCUUCUUGCUGUGUGUGCUGCUACUGGUUCCACUGCUGCUCGACAAAUGGCAGUGACGACCACAGAAACUUAUGAUAUAUCAACUAUACAAAUGAAAAACCAGAAGCAAGAAAAUGAAAUCCAAACUUCAAACAAUGUUACCAGGAAAGAUGAGGUGUGCACCUUGUGUGAGGAGUUUGCUACCCAGGCACUUGAUUACCUGGCUGAAAACAAAACCCAGAUUGAAAUUCUUGAAAAGCUUCACAAAUCCUGUUCUCGGUUGACUACCUUCGAGCAAGAGUGCAUCACUUUGGUGGACUACUAUUCUUCCGUCUUCUUUUCAUACGUUUCUAAAUUGCAAUCUGAAGAUUUCUGUCGCAAAUUCAAUCUCUGUGAUGAAAUGGAAAUCUUCUCCGUCAAACGCCAUGAGGAUAGGUGUACCAUUUGCCAACGUGCUAUUUCAGAAGUAUUGGUCAAGUUGAAAGAUCCUGACACACAGCUGGAAAUACUUGAGUUACUUUUGAAGGCAUGCAACUCCAUGGAUAAUUACGCUCAAAAGUGCAAAAGGAUGGUUUUUGAGUAUGGUCCCUUGAUCCUCACCAAUGCAGAGCAGUUUCUGGAAACAACAGAUCUAUGCUCAAUGUUACACGCCUGUAAAGCUCCUAAAGACGGUGGUGAGCAAGCAUCGACAGUGCUGAAGGCUGAUUCAUGA